This is a messenger RNA of Hemibagrus wyckioides, 1616 nucleotides long. It is a transcript of the gene map1lc3cl, whose product is annotated as microtubule-associated protein 1 light chain 3 gamma, like. Gene Ontology annotation, molecular function: ubiquitin protein ligase binding. Lineage: Eukaryota; Metazoa; Chordata; Actinopteri; Siluriformes; Bagridae. The transcript has 4 exons. Gene Ontology annotation, biological process: autophagosome assembly; autophagy of mitochondrion; cellular response to nitrogen starvation. The record is from RefSeq and is a predicted model, not a curated record. Gene Ontology annotation, cellular component: cytosol; autophagosome; autophagosome membrane. The coding region runs from base 649 to 1029 and encodes 126 amino acids.
UCCUAAUUAUGACUUUGUUAAACUUUUACUUCUAUUUUACACGUAGGCUUAUAUAAUCAACUGUGCUGUGUGCAUGUUAACCAUGUUAACCAAAGCAUCUGGAAUUGUCAUAUUUCGGGGGGGUUCAAGCCACCCCCACCAUGCAUGCACACACACACACACACACACUUCCCUGCUUACUGGAAUUAUCCGUUUCUAUGGAAACAUGCACGCGCCAAAGUGAAAUGGACUGAAAUAGUUCUGAGCAAUUUGAUCACUACUUUAAAAAGAUCACCUAGAUUAUGCCGGUGUUUGGUGUACACAUUUGGUCCAGCAAGCUGGAGUUUGCUGAGCUGUGUGUGUCCAUGCGUUAGGGGGAUGCUUACAUCUAGUGUGUUGAAUGUAACAGAUUCACAGAGGCUGGUCCAGGAUCAGAAAUUAGAGUCACGUUUGUCACGUUUCCUCUUGCAAAAGGCCCUAAACUAUUUAGCACAUUGACUUUCACUAGAGGCCCGAUGCCUCCUCCUGCUUGACGCCUCCUCUUCUCGGGCUGUAUAAAAGCGGACCUGCUCCCGGAGCUGGACGGGGUUUGAUCGCGCCUCCGGCCGGGCCACAGAGCGCCUUUACUGCUUCCAUCUCCUCAUCACUACUCCUUUGCACCACCAAGACAUGGCACCCUUCGAGAAGUCCAUGGAAGUGAUGUCCUUCAAGCAAAGGAAGUGCUUAGCAACAAGAAAAGAUGAAGUUUGCACAAUUCGCUCCAGGUUCCCCAAUAAGUUACCAGUCAUCGUCGAACGUUGCAUCCGGGAGAAGCGUCUUCCUCUUUUGGACAAAACAAAAUUCUUGGUCCCUCAUGAGCUUACAAUUGGUCAGUUUCUGUGUCUGCUCAGGAGUAAGAUAGCACUGGAAGCAUCCCAGGCUCUGUACCUGCUGAUCUCAGGAAAAAACAUGUGCUCCAUGACAGCCAGCAUGGCGGAAGUAUACUCUCAGCACAGAGACACAGACGGCUUCCUCUACAUGACCUAUGCCUCCCAGGAUAUGUUUGGCUGAGAAAAUCUUCCAUUUGUCCCUUCAGAGGGAUUGCUGAAAUCUUUAUGACCUCCAUCACUGACUGGCCAAGCUCUCCUACAUCCACUUUUUACUUACCACUGCUGCUGCUGCUGGAGAUUACCAUUGUGCCCGAGACAUCAGACUACUUCCCCUGAACAUGUGGCCUCUUCUGACCUCAAAAUUUCUUUUGCUCUCUUUUUUUUUUAUUCAUGUGAGGUUUUAUGGUGAGAUAUACAAAAAACAAAAACAGUGAUAUGUACCCUGUGAGAAGGUCACAUUGUGUCACAACACUUAUCUGGGAUACACAGCUGUUUGUCCCUGAUGAUUACACAGCCACCCUGGAACAAUAUACAGAGGUUCUGGAAGCUUCAGAUAGCACAGUCACAGGAAGUGAGAGAGGAAGAUGGGUGAAAAUUGCAUGAGAUUUCUCUUCUCUUUUGUCUUUUUGUGUGUUUUCUCCUGGAAACCCUGAUGAAACUGACAUGCCUAGGUACACAAACACUAGGAAAAAUGUUUACAGUGAACUUGUGGUACAUGUACUUUAACUGUUACUGGGAACACUACAAAUAAAUCAUUUUUUCCCCCUU